Molecule: messenger RNA, 3611 nt
Organism: Megalobrama amblycephala (Wuchang bream)
Lineage: Eukaryota; Metazoa; Chordata; Actinopteri; Cypriniformes; Xenocyprididae
Gene: papola
Product: poly(A) polymerase alpha
Exons: 23
Coding region: 175-2397 (740 amino acids)
Cellular component (GO): nucleus
Molecular function (GO): poly(A) RNA polymerase activity; RNA binding
Source: RefSeq, a predicted model, not a curated record
CAUGCGUCAUGGCGUCACUUCCUGUUCCAAUUGGCAGUUGCAGUUGCCGGAGCGCCAUGUUAUUUCAAACAAAAGAAACAACUUCACUGCCUUCCUAACAGUUCAUGACAGGCUGAAACACAAUGGCGGAAUAUAACCUGCUUCUCAGCUUCUCAUAAACCGGAGAUUUUCAUAAUGCCUUUUCCAAUUACCAAUCAGGUGCAAGCAGUACAGCAGACCCCAAGGCAUUAUGGGAUCACGUCUCCUAUCAGCUUGGCACCGCCUAAAGAGGCCGAUCUGGUUCUUACGCGAAAGCUGACAGAGACACUUCGACCCUUCGGUGUCUUUGAGGAGGAGAUGGAGCUGCAGCGGAGAAUCCUAGUGCUUGGGAAGUUAAAUAUGUUGGUUAAGUUGUGGAUCCGUGAAGUCAGUGAAGCUAAGAAUAUUCCAGCAUCAGUGAUUGAUAGUGUUGGUGGAAAAAUCUUCACGUUUGGAUCCUACAGGCUUGGAGUUCAUACGAAGGGUGCUGAUAUUGAUGCUCUCUGCGUUGCACCGCGACAUGUGGACAGAUCAGACUUCUUCUCUUCGUUUUAUGAGAAAUUAAAGGAGCAGGAGGAAGUCAAAGACUUGAGGGCAGUGGAGGAAGCAUUUGUACCUGUGAUAAAGCUGGCUUUUGAUGGCAUUGAGAUUGACAUACUGUUUGCCCGACUAGCACUACAAACCAUUCCAGAGAACCUGGAUUUGCGAGAUGAUGGCUUACUUAGGAACCUUGACAUUCGCUGCAUCCGAAGUUUGAACGGUUGCAGAGUGACUGAUGAGAUUCUUCACCUGGUGCCCAACAUUGAGAAUUUCAGACUGACUCUUAGAGCCAUCAAAAUGUGGGCCAAACGUCAUAAUAUCUACUCGAAUAUCCUUGGUUUUCUUGGGGGCGUAUCGUGGGCCAUGCUGGUGGCAAGAACCUGCCAACUCUACCCCAACGCUGUGGCUUCCACCCUGGUCCACAAGUUCUUCUUGGUUUUCUCAAAGUGGGAAUGGCCAAACCCUGUCCUUCUGAAGCAGCCUGAAGACUGUAAUCUCAACCUCCCAGUCUGGGAUCCCAGAGUAACCCCCAGUGACCGGUACCACCUCAUGCCAAUCAUCACGCCAGCUUACCCUCAACAGAAUUCCACUUACAAUGUCUCAGCAUCUACUCGGGCCAUCAUGGUGGAAGAGUUCAAGCGGGGUCUUGCAAUCACGGAUGAAAUAUUGCAGAAUAAAGCAGAUUGGUCCAAACUAUUUGAAGCACCAAACUUCUUUCAGAAAUACAAGCAUUAUAUAGUGUUGCUAGCAAGCGCACAGACAGAGAAGCAGCACUUAGAGUGGGUGGGCCUCGUGGAAUCAAAGAUCCGAAUCCUGGUGGGAAACCUGGAGAAGAAUGAGUUUAUCACACUCGCCCAUGUGAAUCCACAGUCAUUCCCGGGACCAAAAGAGGGAACUGACAAGGAGGAGUUCAGCACAAUGUGGGUAAUAGGUAUUGUGUUUAAAAAAAUGGAGGGAUCAGAAAAUCUUAACGUGGAUCUGACGUUUGACAUCCAGUCCUUCACAGACACAGUUUACCGGCAGGCGAUCACUAGUAAAAUGUUUGAGCAAGAUAUGAAAAUCACAGCCAUGCAUGUGAAGAGGAAACAACUGCAUCAACUACUUCCGAAAGUCGCCAUUCAAAGGGGCAAGAGAAAGCAUUCGUCUGAUGGCCUUCGUGUGAUGAAUGACGGCAGUCUUGACCUAUCGGUCGACAGUGACAACAGCAUGUCAGUGCCCUCCCCAACGGGCCCUUCAGCUGCCAAGAGCGCCCGUGCCUCCAGCCCUCAGGGUUCCACUGGGACGGCCACAAACAGCUCAGAUUUGCAGGGAAAAACGGACACCUCAAGUGGAAGCACGCUCCUGACUGGUGCAGUGGAUGGCACUAAACCCGAUAAUGUUGGGACUUCCAGCAGCAACUCCCCGCAAAAGGGGGCUGCUGCACUAAAGAGGCCUGCCUCACCCCUUCAGCAAGAUUUGGAGAAGAAACCCAAAGUGGACAGUGUACAACAGAACCCUAAUCCUAGUCCAUGUUUACCUGCUGGCCCUGCCAAGAAGAGACCUGCCUCACCCCUUGGGAAUGAGACAUCCAAGAAAGCCAAAGUAGAGGAUUUCUCAACCCCAGAAGCAAAGUCCUCAGGUGAAACUGAUGGUCAUGUAGCUGUGGAUCCAGCGAUCGUUGAAGUGGUUCCUUCAGAUGGUGAAUUUAAAACAGAGACUGAAUUAACGGCGGUGGACAUAGCAGAGAAGAUACCGCUUACCCAGCGAACUUCCAGCGCUGAUCUGUCGGACGUCCCAGUCCUCCCGACCAACCCCAUCGCCGUGGUCAAGAACUCUAUCAAGCUGAGACUCAGCAGGUAGAAGCAGCCUAAUCUUUUGCCCCGUCUCGUACUCAGGAGGUGAAAGUCCCCUCGGUUCCUGCCCAUGUGCAACGCGGCUCUCCACAAGGGGGCAGCUCUGUUCUUCCACAAACUUCCCUGUGUCCUCUCUCUCUCUCGCUCUCUCUCCCUUCCUCCCCUUCCGUACACUGCAAAAAGAUGUCAUACACAAAAACCUCAAUGUGAUUUAAUGUGUUUGUGUGAUUUGGUGCACAUGCUUUGUAAAUCCGAUCAUAUCCUUCUGUUUUGACCUGAAAGACAGUGACGCUUUGCUUUUUUUCUUUUACUUCUUUUUCUUUUGUAAUCCAUAAAGAGGCAUGUAAUUAUAUUCCAGGGUAAAGUUGGUCCGUUGGAGACCAAUCCACAAUAUUGUACAGAGCUGAAGGUGUAGAUGAGCAUCAAACCGUGCUCAGUAGGUGGAGAUGCAUUGAAUCAACAUGAACUAAUGACAGUACUAAUCUGACAGCGGAGGACAUAGCUAGCUCAUCCAGAUGAUUCUAGCUCACUAAUGCAGCUGUAAUUUAACCAAAUCAGUCUGAGAUUAGUGUAAACACCAUCGUUUUGCUCCGCCAUCUUAGCAGGGCAUUAAUUAUGGGUGUUAUUAGGAGUGGAAUAGUUAGUAUUCCCAGCAUGCUUUGAUUCGUGCUCUGAGGAGACCAGUGCUGGCCGUUCAUUUAGGCUUGUUUUACCAUGUGUAUAUAUAUAUAGAGAGAGACAACAAUAUUGAAACCUUUAUUUGCUUACAACAGCUUGCUUUUCCUGUUCUAUACUGGGAUUUUCCUAAUGUGGAAUCGAAGAUGCAUUUCGAAUGAUCAAUGUGAUUUAAAAUGGCAGGUCAACUCGUUUCCUGUUGACCUGAUUUUGAGGAUGUGGACGUGUAAAUGUAAUGACGAAAAAAGAUUGAUUUAAGUUUCAAACGAAUGUUGGUUUAUUGGGGCAGGAGAGUGAUUUUGUUCAUUUUUGAAAUCUGUACAAACUUUUCUUACUCCGUGUUUUGUCUUGAUGGUCUGUGUUGACUGUGGAUUCGUGUAACGGUAAAGCUGCCGCCCCAGGAACACCCGUCACGGCACAGAUUCACUCCUGUGAAACGCCUCCUAUGGCCUUGCAAUGUUCUUUCAGUUCUUUCAUAUGCUUAUUUGUAAGGACAAGGUAUUGUACUUUUUCACAAAUAAAAGUCUACGUUGUUGCAAAAAGAAA